AUGUCAUCCCAUGAUGCUGCGGAUGGCUGUGUUGUAAUUCCAAAAAAUGAAAUCGGAGGAGAAAACAAUUUACUUAAUUCUCGUAUGACUCCCGCCUUGCAUCAUAGCCCCACCGGUUGCAGUAUAGCUUCUGUGAAACUCCGUAAGAAAUGCGAAUUCAAAGGGACUAUCGAGAGAUACAGCUUCAAUGAGUUUGAGGCCAGCCGAGGUCAAAAUGGGAUUAAAAAAUGUUUAGACCCAGCUUUUGGAGAAGGUAGGCCUGAAAAUAAAGAUGGUCCUGGGAAGGAGCUAAUGGUAGCUGGUGCGGGAGAAGGCCAGAAAGACGCGGAGGCCGGAGAGAAUCAGGAAGAGGAAAUAUUGAUGCUGAAGGACGCGGAUGUCUUCAAGUACACUGAGGAUGAUUUGGAUAACCAGCGACACUCUGACUCUGUGAAUAUCGUGGACAUCGAGCACCUCAUGUCUCUACUUACGGAGGAUGUAUUCGAUGACGAUGUCGCCAAGCCAGCAAAGUCAGUUUCUUUGUUUCUCUGUAUUCACUUAAGUUAUUGCCUUUAUUUAAUAUUUCAUAAACUCUUGGCCCUCUUUAUUCUUAUUUGA
Molecule: messenger RNA, 597 nt
Organism: Protopolystoma xenopodis
Lineage: Eukaryota; Metazoa; Platyhelminthes; Monogenea; Polystomatidea; Polystomatidae
Source: the annotation of a GenBank genome assembly